Adelges cooleyi (spruce gall adelgid) is the source of this 985-nucleotide messenger RNA. RefSeq names its product kynurenine formamidase. The record is from RefSeq and is a predicted model, not a curated record. The coding region runs from base 95 to 958 and encodes 287 amino acids. NCBI's taxonomy places the organism in Eukaryota, Metazoa, Arthropoda, Insecta, Hemiptera, Adelgidae. The transcript is spliced from 7 exons. Gene Ontology annotation, molecular function: hydrolase activity.
AGUAAACAAAAUCGAUUAGAUAGGUUGUACUUAACUAUUUUUUUAUUAGAUAAAUUAAAACAAUUUUUGUUGUCUAUUGUUAUAGUGAACAAGAAUGAAUGUAAAAAAGUAUGAAAACGAAUUACUUUAUAUGCCUAGCAAAUGGUGUAAACGAAUGGAACCAACAGUCGUAGUUAAUAAUCACAUAGACACUAUCCGGUUAGUUAGUGAAAGAGUAAAAAAAUCGAAUUUUUGUAAAAGAUCUGAUAUCAAAUAUGGACCUGGCGAUCUUCAGCUUCUAGAUAUUUAUGAGAGUAACCUUUUACAUUGUAAUACCUUUGUUUAUAUUCAUGGAGGAUAUUGGCAAGAACUUAACAAAGAUAUAUCUGCUUAUUGUGUGGAACCAUUAAUAAAUGCUGGUAUCAGAGUUAUUGUUACUGGCUAUGACCUCGCACCGAAUGUUACUUUAAAUAUGAUUGUUGAUGAAAUACACCAACUUCUUUCAUACUUAGUGAAUAAUUUGGAGUAUAAUAACAUUUGGCUAGGGGGUCAUUCAGCUGGUGCUCAUUUAGCAGCAUGUAUGAUACUUCCAACAAUACAAGAAUUUAGUUCAGAGGUUAAAGGAUUUAUUCUCAUCAGUGGUAUUUAUGAUCUAGCUCCAUUAUUGAAGACUACAAUUAACAACACAUUACAUUUAAACGAGUUAACUUGUUUAGAAUUGAGCCCUGUGUGUUUUUUAAAAAAACAUUUGACUAAUAUUUCAUGGUGUGGAAAAUGUUUUUUAGUAUCUGCAGAAAACGAUUCUCCAGCAUUUAAACAACAAUCAACUAAAUUUGCUCAAUUUCUUACAUUUCAUGGCUUAGAGGUUAUAGAAGAAUGUAUUAACGGAGUUGACCACUUUGAUAUCGUUGAAAACCUUGCAAAUGAUGACUACAUUCUAACAAGAAGAAUUAUUAAUUUAAUUUUAAAUAAAAGUUGAACUACUAUUUAUAACUAAUUAUUUAGU